GGGCGUCAGACCGGGUCAAACAUAACCUUGACGGAUUUCGCCGAUCUCAGUCUGAUCCUGCUUUGCCCGGUUCCUUCCGGAACUAGCGAGGAUUUCUGUGCGUGGUUCAAGUGCGAACUUAGUCGCAAACUGACGGAUGACUCGCGCGCCGCGUCUGGUAUUCCCGGAGAGAGUCAUAGCGAUAGCGCGCCGGCGAGGAGUUGCGGGAAUGCGUCCAGUACGUACGCAGAAAAGAUCGACCUGAACGUCAUUGGAGACUGCCUAGCGGCUUGCGGAGCUGGCACCCCACGCCUUUGGAAGAGCUUAGUUGAUCGUCAUUCUAGUACAGUGUUGGCCGCCGAUAUUUUAUCCGAGAAGACGACUGCCUCUGCCACGCGAAACUGCGAAAUAAGUCACGCGCUGCAGCAAGCUUUGUCGAUUAACGCUUCCUGGACAAGAACUUUGAUGCGCGUCGCUGGUCGCGGCGAGCCUUUUCAGACUUUUGCAGAGGACGCAGCACUGCAGUGCUGCCUAGUUGAUGUAGCCCGCAUGGUAGGAGUCCCGGAAGCAAUAGAAGCGUCUGUCGUUACAGGAGAUGAAGAGGGCUUCUACGUCAGAGACGACGCCGAGAAAUGCGUCCCGUGCGCCGGAACAACAACAAGCAGACCGCAGGCUGGGGUCAAAGUCAUAUCAGUACAACCAGUCAGGAACUCGGACUCCGCCUCACCUCCAUCCUCGACGGCCGACGACUGCAAUACGACGUCGCAGCGAGCAUCACAUUCUGCUCAGCUCCUGCCGGACUCGGCGGCUGAAGUCCGCGACAUUGCCUCUCUCUUGCACAGCACUGGAGCUCUCCUAGCGCGGCAGUUGCGGAGGCCGAGCACGGCCGCAUUUUCGCGCUGCGAGUUGGCGCGGCAAGGACAAUACGCUCAGCUCUUUCAGCGGGUCGGUGUACCGACGUAUAUUCAUCCCCUGUUGGCAAACCUCUCUGCUGCAUGCCCUGCUGAUUUCUGUCUUGCGUGGGCUGCUUUUCGCGGUCUGUUCGAUCACGCCCACAAUGCAUUACAACGCGCGAGGACGGCCCGCAGCUGCCACAACGGGGAAGAUGGUCUGCUUCGAGCAGGAACAACAGGACGGGAGGCUCCUUCAACAUAUAAUACCUAUCAGACAAUAGAUCGUCCGACCCUCAUCUCUGGUGGAAGAGGAAGCUGCACUGGCACGACCACGGCAGGAAAUUAUACUUCUUCGGACGAGGAUAAGCAUGGCGUUGCUAGUGCACAAGCGCAAUUUGGUCGCUAUUUGGACAAACUGCGGCUGGAGUUCCGCGCCUUUCUGGUACGGGCCCGUGAAGAGGACAAGUUUUCGCCAUCAUUUUGGCGUGACGCGAAGCCAUCGAAUGUGGUGCAACUCGUGCGCGAUUUUCCAGCCGAUGGGGGUGUACUGCCCCGCGGAUCGACAAUCAGGUCUGACUUGGAAGAUCAAAUCGCGGCGCUUGCGGACCAAGUUAUGAGACUGCACAGUGUCGUCGUCGAUCCUCUCAUGAUAAUGAAGAAACAAGUAUGGUCAACAUGUUGUGAUGUUUUUCAUGGCUCUGACCCGCCAAGAACGUGAUGUCCUUGCGGCGAUGGCGUCAAAGGAUUGCGCUUGAGGCACAGUCGGGUCCGUUUGCGCAACAAAAAAGAGGGGGGGGGGCGAUGUGUGCAACGUGAUACAAUUCGAGCUCGACACAGACAUUGCCCUUGGGUUGUUGGAUGCUUUGACUGCAUCGUCGACGUUGCCGUCCACAGCAGAGUGGUACGUAGAUGCGCAGCUGGUGGUAGAUCCUCGUUUGCUGGUUAGAGAACAUGGUGGCGAAACUGCAGGACAAAUGUCGAAUGCCAAUCCCUUCACGAGAAGUAGAAGCUCGUUUGCGAAAAAACUCGAGGCGCUGCAACGAAAGGCGCUCGAUUAUUUGGGGCGCAACUUCUUUGAGAAAGCACCAGCCUGCGGGGGCGAUGAGCAAGAUACUAACACUAAGGCCUCUCUUUUUUCUUAUGAAUUCAGAAAUUGCGGCGCUGGUCCUGGUGCUAAGAGCACGGCUGUGGCAAACAACAACAAAAACCGAAAACCGAUAGGCAGGAGCUGCGAGCAGUCUCGGACCUGCGUUGCCAUCGUGAAUUCGCUGACCCGCCUCGCUGUCAGGGAUGCCAUCAUAGAGGGAAAGGCUCUGCGCUACUUUUGGCGACCUACGCAAGAGGUCAUCGAAUACUUGCGAAGCACGACUGAUGAUGAGUCAGAAUUGCAGGUCGUGGAGACGAGGAAAAAACAGUGGCGAGAUCAUCAUCUCCAUGUGCACGGGGCGGAGGCUCCGUCUUUCAGUCGUGCUCUAAACGAAUGUGACUCGUCACGGCCGCUCUCUAUUCUGAGUAAAAGCGUCCCCACACCAGAGUCAGGCUGCUCUUUGCUACACAAACCAAAGACCUUUGUGUGUUGCGCAUGACAGAUUUGGCGUCCUCCUAGUGGGUUCGUCGUGUUUCUGUUUCGUAAGAGUAAGUGCAGCCGGAUUACAAAUUGAUCACUUUCGCUUUGUACUCUUGGUGCUAGCGUGAGGACAAAGUCGAAACAAGCACAAGCACAGCUUAGAAAAUGCUUCUCAUGUUGGGGCUUUGCAUGAGAACCCUUUUAGGCUUGCAGAUCUGCGUGACAAGCAUGGGCAGUUGGGGACGGUUUUACACAGGAUACUCCCCGCCCUUGCGGUGUUCUCUUCGUCGCGGUCCGUGUGUUCUCCCCAUCGACGAACGAGGACUACGACGUGGCCGAUUUCCGACACCAGUCUUGACCUCUUGGAACUCAGAGCGCACUUUGGGAUGCUUGGACUUUUUGCAGAUUCCUCUCCUGCGUCGUCCGCUUCUUGCAGCAAAAAAGGCCAUGUCCGUUCACCUAGUUCUCAUCAGGAGGCUAUGCGAGGAGCGGGUGGCAGUUGCGGCUCUGCUGAUCUUCAUGAAGUGGGAGAUACUGGACCUUGCCCUUUUGGCACGCCGUCGACGGCAAACCCAAAGGCCUCCGCGGAUACUGUCGCAGGAGAUGAAGAAGAGACCACGACUCCAAGACAGUCACAGCCGCGACAAGAACCAUUUGAACUGGAGCUGUCUACCUGCGAAGGAGCGCGCACUUUUGUCGCUGCAUUUGCGAGGCGGUAUCGGACACCGCGUCAACUGAGUUUGCAGCUGACCGGUCUUUGCCUCUUCGUCGACGCAACUGGCCAGGAAUGGCUGCACCGUGAGCGUAAGGGGUCCCUGUUGGCGUCUUAUUUGCGCCACUUUUUCGAUCCUGCGGCGGUUUCCGACUUUGAGCAUCGCCAGCUGUACCUGAUGGUGGUGGAUUUUUUCCAGCAAUCUCUUGCUGCUGCCGCGGAGAAGGAGACGAGUGGAGCACCACCUGACCCACCUCUACCCACUACAUUUGCUCAAUCAUUUUCUCUUGUCGCUAUUGAGCGACUUCUUGAAGCCGCUGCUACAGCAGUGUCACUUGAGCAAUGCAGCCAGAACACACUUCAAGUUCAAUUUCCUGGUUCCAGCGUUGCAUGCGGAAGGGGCCGCGCCUCGACUUCAACGGAGACUACCAGCAUAUCACCGACAGUCUGGUGGAACAAGCGCCCAACCACGCCGCUGCAACGAGAUAUCCGAGAGGUCGCCAUGGCGGCGGUGGCGAACCCUAAUUCGGUGCGGAUUAGCUUCAACGCGCCCGCGCCGCCCUAUUCUGUUCAUUUACUUUUGACAUUCCUCAGCGAGCACAUUGCAUCGGAGUGAGACCCUGGGUAAGGCCGGUGCUUCUGGUAGUACUCCCCUAAGACGGGCUGUGGCCGGUGCUUCUGGUAGUACUCCCCUAAGACGGGCUGUCUGCGCUUGUCAACUGAAUGACCAUGAGCUUAAAGACAGGCGGAGCAUUCUUCGGGCACGUGCGCGACCUGCACGCUCCUGGUCUUAUUGGAAGACGCGAACAAUGUUCAUGUCUUUGUUCUAAUUUGGUUCACCCCCGGUCCUCAGAGAAGAAGCAAGAGUAGAAAGAGUCUAAGUACUCAGGCCGUUCCCCAAAACUACAGCUGACGACAGCUGUGGCUUGCAGACUAACAAACUACAUUUUUCGUUUUGGGAUCAAGAUGAACAUGAAGACGACGAUCAACUACAGAUGAAACAGAGCUAUAAGCAUCCGUGGCUCCCUUUUCGUUCUCAUCGAAAUGCAGGCGGGGCGUGAAUGUUUAGUAUAAGUAUCCCUUCAGUAUCCCUUCAAAUGUUUUCUCUACUGGCAGCAUAAGAAAUGAAUAAAGCGCAUCAGAAGACCUUCAUCAUAUGCGUUGUAUCCUUCCCGUGGGGGGCGCAAGGUGCCCACCUGCACGUAGCGCUACCUUUUCGACGCCGACGUCGACCUGCUCUUCGUCUGCCAAUCCGUUUCUAUUCCGGCAGCGUUUCGCGGUGCCUUUUGUGAAAAACAAAAAGAAAAAUGAGGGAGGAACUGG
Molecule: messenger RNA, 4474 nt
Organism: Amoebophrya sp. A120
Lineage: Eukaryota; Dinophyceae; Syndiniales; Amoebophryaceae
Source: the annotation of a GenBank genome assembly